GUUUGCAACAACACUAAACCCAACACUUAAUGGGCUUGAUUAACACAAUAGCCCAAUGGCCUUUAUCCCUUAACAACAACAAAGUUUUCUCUUCCUCUUGUCCCUCAGUCUUGUCGCUUCUUCUUCUCCAAUCUAAGAACUCUUCUGAUUCUUUCUUCUUCUCUUGUGAAUCUUGUUACCCUUUCUCUCUUUCAAGUUUGAGCAUUAAUCAAGGAUGACUACUGAGCGACUCAAACGAUUUGUGUGGGGAGAUACACAAAGGAACGUCGAUCGAGCAGUGGGAAGGGUUAAUGCAGAUAUUAAGCUGUUGAAGGGGGUGGAAUCCGUGCAUCAGGACAAUAUCGAUACACUUGAAGAAACAAAAGCUUCAACUAAUAACGAAACAACCAUCCAGAUUAUUGAUCAAAACAUUGUUCGGACUAGAGGAGAAUGUCAGCGGAUCAACCAAGAGAUAAGACUCUUGGAAGAUGAGGUGACUGUCUUACUCUAUGUUGCAUGGAAACUCUUUUUAAGAAAUUUGCCCUUUUAAGGAGCAAAGCUGCAAAGCCUCUGUUUAGUGGUCUGAGGGCCGUGAAUCACGCAAGAAUUAGAUACCACAGGAUUUCUGGCUGCUUUGGAAAAUGUUUAUGGGGAGAUACAAGCAGGAACGUUGAUGCUGCCAUAACAGUGGUAGAUAGGAGCAUUGGCCAGUUAAAUGGAUUUUUGGCAGAAUACAACCUUAAGAUCGGUAGAGUGAGACGUCGAAGGGCUAGAACUAAUAACCCCACAAAGCAAGCAAGGUAUGAUCACACUAUUGAGCUCUUAACCAAGGAACUUGUGCAAAUCAGACACGCGGUUGAAGUCCUGGAGGAAGAGAGAAGACAGAUUUAUGGCUUCAAAAAUGCGAUAUACUUUUUUAGAGGUAUAAGUUCAAUAAGCAGCGGCAGAGAAAGAUGCUGAGGGGAACAAUGAAGAGAAGAGAAAAUAGACAGUUCAGGAAUUGUUUUUUUUUGUUGAUGAUGUCAGUGUCAGUCUAAAUGAUUUUGUAAGAUAUUUUUAAUCCCAUUAUUAGAGAUUAAACAAUAGUCAAGUAUUAUGUAAAGGUAACUACAUGGAAUGUGAGUCAUUGCAAGAGAAUAUUGGCAAGUUAAGUAUAACGUAA
Camelina sativa (false flax) is the source of this 1141-nucleotide messenger RNA. NCBI's taxonomy places the organism in Eukaryota, Viridiplantae, Streptophyta, Magnoliopsida, Brassicales, Brassicaceae. The record is from RefSeq and is a predicted model, not a curated record.